Molecule: messenger RNA, 7181 nt
Organism: Mastomys coucha (southern multimammate mouse)
Lineage: Eukaryota; Metazoa; Chordata; Mammalia; Rodentia; Muridae
Gene: Gad2
Product: glutamate decarboxylase 2
Exons: 16
Coding region: 2087-3844 (585 amino acids)
Biological process (GO): GABA shunt
Cellular component (GO): cytoplasm
Molecular function (GO): pyridoxal phosphate binding; glutamate decarboxylase activity
Source: RefSeq, a predicted model, not a curated record
CACUCCAAGUCUUGUUGGCAAGGCUGGAUGGAGGAAGCGCCCAUUCCAGGAGCUGCUGCCUCUGCCAGCUGAAGCCACCAGGCCUGGAGUACCCUAAAGACCAACUAAGCUGAGGCAUAGGGUCAGCAUGACUGCCUUCUAUCAACAUGCUCCUGCUUAGAGACGCGCCUCGGGUAGCACCUCAACAGUGCCUGCCAAUCGCACCCCCAACACCACCGCCCAGGUCCCGCGACCUCAGGAGGCAUCCAAUAGCUAGAUCCACCCUGGCCCCCUGGGUUCUGGCAACUGGGAAGAACGUAAAGCUUUGUGGAGAGAACGCACUUGGAGGCCCAAGACUUGGGCAUCUGCACAGUUACCAGAGGUCUCCAGAUCCCUAACAAAAUACGUGAUUCUGGUCGCCGAGGCUAAAGGUUCGAGAGUCCCUGCUCAGGCAACAGCUUUGGUGCCUCGUUUGAAAAUUCAAAGAAGGAAAGAAGAAGGAGCAGGGAAACUGCAGCCCCUCAUUGAGGAAGCACAGGAACGGAGGUCGGGAAUGGUUUAAAGCAGCACCUUCUGGCAAGUCUUUCUUGAGUUCUCUGUAUGGUGGGAAUCAUGGGUCUAGAAAAGGCAAGAAGAGAAACAAAGCGGAGUACGAGAGCCCCAAAACCUUCCCAAGGCGCUGCCUUUGCGUUUAAGAGCCUUUGGGGAAAGGAAAACAGCAAGGAUUGUUUCAUUCCUCUAUUAGAAAGCACAAACGAAACUACUUCUUUCUGGGAUGGGAAAUUGCCAAUAUUGUGUACCUAGACACCUCCUGACGGCAAGGACUCCUCUUGGGAAGGGGAGAGGUCAGUAGUUUGAGUAACCCCGAAAAGACAGGAGUGCCUUUUCUUCUGGGAUUUGAAAAAUCUGGUUUGCUUACCCAGCCGCCCCACUUCAGAACCCCGCCUAAGCACAGGUGUCCUCAAGCCACGCAUAAGCAGCAGACCAAGAUCAUCAAGUAACCAGAUCCCUUCCCCCAUCAACCAUAAAUCCUGUGGGCUGUGCCAGCUCUCCCCCACUCCCUUUCAAGAAGUUUCUGUUCGUUUUAUUUAUUUAAUUUUUUCCCAGCCUGAGGUCCUCAGUGAUAGACUCCAGCAUGGAUUUUAAUUGCUUCAAUCAGCAGUCUUUCUCCUCAGCCGUCAGUCAAAACCUGGACGGUGGGUCUAGGGACCCAGCGCGUGACGGCACAGGAACCAUACGACUCCCCAGGCUGGCUCAGCUCAGCAGGCAGACAUUAGGCUCUGCUGAGGAGAUGAAAUGAGUCGGUCCGCGUGGAAGCUGUCCACCUUCCACCCUCCUUGGUUCCUUUCUCAUGCUCUGGAGCUCUGCCUGAUUGAGGCCAGGUGGCCUGGGUUCUUGAGGUCACAGCAACCUCAGCACGGGUUUGGAGGAAGGCGGGCGUGAGAACCACUUUUGCUCGGCCUCAGCCAGAGACAGCCCUCAAACAAUGAGCUAAUCGAUGCAUACAUGAAAUCCCCCUCGGCCACCCUUCCAAUCUUGCCAAGGUCUCCCUGAUCCCUGGGGUCACCGAGGCUAGCUUGCAGCGGGCUGAAGUAGCACCCUGGACAGCGCAUCCCCGCCGUAGCUGACCCGGAGCGCCUGAGGCUGGGUGAGCGCUGCGCAGGCACGCCUCCCUCCCCCGCGUCUGGCUCGCGCUUGAACUCACAGUCUCGAGCCUCACGACCCAGCUCCUCCAUUCCCUUCCGUUACUCCUUCAUUUCCCCAUCAAGCUCCCUCUCCCUAAAAACUCUCUCGGGCCCUUUCCACUUUCCAAUCUCCAGACUGCAAGGAUCACAGCUACUUCCCCAUUUAACCUCGGCGCAGAGCUCGGCGGCACGACCCUACGCCCUAACUUGAACAAACACGCACGCAGGAGCACUGGCGUACGCAGACCGCACGUUUCCAAUCCCUGUGUGACACUCACUUUCAUCGCGAGGCUCCAGCCCUCGCGCGGUGCCCUCCUCCCGCCACACACACUCGCACACACACGCACGCGCGUGCAGGGUCGAGCCGAAGGCAGCUUGCCCGCAGCCACUCGGAGGCGACCGGAGCCAGUCUAGUAGAGCCCAUGGCUUCUCCCGGCUCCGGCUUUUGGUCCUUCGGAUCUGAAGAUGGCUCUGGGGACCCCGAGAACCCGGGCACAGCGAGAGCCUGGUGCCAGGUGGCCCAAAAGUUCACGGGCGGCAUCGGAAACAAGCUGUGCGCUCUGCUCUACGGAGACUCUGAGAAGCCAGCAGAGAGCAGCGGGAGUGUGACCUCGCGGACCGCCACCCAGAAGGUCGCCUGCGCCUGCGACCAAAAACCCUGCAGCUGCCCCAAAGGGGAUGUCAACUACGCGUUUCUGCAUGCAACAGACCUGCUGCCAGCGUGCGAAGGAGAAAGGCCCACUCUGGCGUUUCUGCAAGAUGUUAUGAAUAUUUUGCUUCAGUAUGUGGUGAAAAGUUUCGAUAGAUCAACUAAAGUGAUCGAUUUCCAUUAUCCCAAUGAGCUUCUUCAAGAAUAUAAUUGGGAAUUAGCAGACCAACCGCAAAAUCUGGAGGAAAUUUUGAAGCAUUGCCAAACAACUCUGAAAUAUGCAAUUAAAACAGGGCAUCCCCGAUAUUUUAACCAGCUGUCUACCGGAUUGGAUAUGGUUGGAUUAGCAGCAGAUUGGUUGACGUCAACAGCAAACACUAACAUGUUCACCUAUGAGAUUGCCCCUGUAUUUGUGCUGCUCGAAUAUGUUACACUAAAGAAAAUGAGAGAAAUCAUUGGCUGGCCAGAGGGCUCUGGCGAUGGAAUCUUUUCUCCUGGUGGCGCCAUCUCCAACAUGUAUGCCAUGCUCAUUGCCCGCUAUAAGAUGUUUCCAGAAGUCAAGGAGAAGGGGAUGGCGGCCGUGCCCAGACUCAUCGCAUUCACAUCGGAGCAUAGUCACUUUUCUCUCAAGAAGGGAGCUGCAGCCUUAGGGAUUGGAACAGACAGCGUGAUUCUGAUUAAAUGUGACGAGAGAGGGAAAAUGAUUCCAUCUGAUCUUGAAAGAAGAAUCCUUGAAGUCAAACAGAAAGGAUUUGUUCCUUUCCUGGUGAGCGCCACAGCUGGGACCACUGUGUAUGGGGCCUUUGAUCCUCUCUUGGCUGUAGCUGACAUCUGCAAAAAGUAUAAGAUCUGGAUGCACGUGGAUGCUGCCUGGGGUGGAGGGUUACUGAUGUCCCGGAAACACAAGUGGAAGCUGAGCGGUGUAGAGAGGGCCAACUCUGUGACAUGGAAUCCUCACAAGAUGAUGGGUGUCCCCUUGCAGUGUUCGGCUCUCCUGGUUAGAGAGGAGGGACUGAUGCAGAGCUGCAACCAGAUGCAUGCUUCCUACCUCUUUCAGCAAGAUAAGCACUAUGACCUGUCCUAUGACACAGGAGACAAGGCCUUGCAGUGUGGACGCCACGUCGAUGUCUUUAAAUUAUGGCUCAUGUGGAGAGCAAAGGGGACUACUGGGUUUGAAGCACAUAUUGAUAAGUGUUUGGAGCUGGCAGAGUAUUUAUACAAUAUCAUAAAAAACCGAGAGGGAUAUGAAAUGGUGUAUGAUGGAAAGCCUCAACACACAAAUGUCUGCUUCUGGUUUAUACCUCCUAGUUUGCGUGUUCUGGAAGACAAUGAAGAGAGAAUGAGCCGCCUCUCAAAGGUGGCGCCAGUGAUUAAAGCCAGAAUGAUGGAGUAUGGGACCACAAUGGUCAGCUACCAACCCUUAGGAGACAAGGUCAACUUCUUCCGCAUGGUCAUCUCAAACCCUGCGGCAACUCACCAAGACAUUGACUUCCUCAUUGAAGAAAUCGAACGCCUGGGACAAGAUUUGUAAUCACCUCGCUCAUCAAAUUGUUUCAGUUCUCUAGGUAGACAGCAAAGUUGUCACAAUCUGUGUAAAUGUAUUUGUAGUUUGUUCCAGAGUAAUUCUAUUUCUAUAUCGUGGUGUCACAGUAGAGUACAGUUUAAAAAAAAUCAAAACCAACAGGAAACAUCGCUCCUUUUAAAAAUCCUUUCUUAAGUUUAGAAUACCUCUCUAUUAGUGACAAAGGCUAUGUUCUAAUCAGUAUGAAAAAUUAUAAAUUGUUAUAAAUACUUCCCUUUUAAUAUAGUAUGCUAACCCAACCUUAUUUUCACUUGAGAGCAGCAGUACUGAAUAGUGCCAAAUCACCCUUGAAUCAUAAAAGGUUCUCUGGGGUGCAGUGAAAAGGACAAAGUAAAUAUACACAAUAUAUGUGAACAAGAAAAACUCUUACCUUUUUCAUAGUAUUAGGAAAAGACUUUCUAAUUUACCUAGAGCAACAUUUCAAAUGUAUUUAAAUACAUAUAAUUUUACAAAAAGAAAAAUAUAUAUUAAAAGAACUCCUAUUUUAUAACAUAUAGAUUUUAUUUUAUAUGUGUUAUACAAACAGCAGGCACAGAUAUGAAACCUAAGCCAGAUUUAUUUCUUAAUUUCUUUCUCUAUAUAUUUCUUUUCAUGGAGGCACAAUAAAACACCUUAGCAAGACAAUUUUAACAUAAAACCCACAAAAUUAUUUUAAAAUGUAAUAACUUAUUUUAGUAUAUAUUGUGGCUUAUCAUAUCCCUAAAGAUAGUAUUUCAAAACAAACACACACAAAAAAUGAAACUUCUAAAAACAACAGAUGAGAUCAACAAUUAAGAUUCUCUUCCUGUUUAGGUAUUACACUAGUUGGCCCUAGCAGACCCAGUCUAUAACCCUGGCAAGCCCAGCUUGGACCCAGAUCCAAGCAAGUAUAUCCACUCUGCUUUCCGUGUAGUCUGCUUUCAACCAAAGGUUGGUAUUAGUUCUUGAAGUGUCUUUUCAAACCAUAUUCUUUUACUAGAUCAUCUGGAUUAAUUAGAAAAAAGACUAAAAAUAAAACAUCAACCCUAACAGAGAGGGGUGCAGCACACUCCUUAAGUGUGAUAAGCUCAGAAUAGUAAAACCAGCCAUGGGAGAUGAGACCUCUGUGUGACAACAAUGGCUUCCUCCCAAAUGCCAGUUUGUUACUGUCUGGGGAAAGGGUAGUUUGCAUCCCAGAUGCUCUCUUCUUCAAAUUCCUUCUCCAUCCCACACUUUAAAGUCUCCCUUGCUAGACUCCCUACCCCCAAACCCCCAAUAAUGAAUUACUAUCCCACGUGGCUCUUUUCCUUUUCUGAAAUAAGUUCCUCAUGCAAGCAGCUUCAAGGUAGCCUAAGAACUUCUUUUAUUUGCCUCCUAUCAAGACCCACAGUGACUAGAAUGUACAGAGAUCGCUAAAAUUCAAAUUAAUACUUUGAAAAUAAGUUUCUUUCCCUGUAAACUGGAUGGAGAGCUAUCCACAGCUCUCAUGAUAACUUUAAGUCACAGAUGAACAGAUCUAAGUGCUGGUAGAACUAUGGCUUUUUACAUGCAAAAGGCAAGAGCGGAUCUGAAAGCAUUCUCCCACUCCAUAUGGAUGGGCAUUUCAAUACACAGAAAGAUACAAGAACAAAAGAAAGAAGGCCCUGUCCCUAUCUACCACAAAUCUUCAUGACUUUGCCCCAGACCUUAUUUGCCUAGACAUACUGAUCAUCAGUAUGAGUGUAGCUUCAGGCCUUUGCUGUCUAGACAGCCAAUGGAUGUCCUGAAGCAUGAUAAAGAAAACUCCCUAUGCGCCAGUCUCAUGAAGCCCUCCACUUGCAGUACUUCCUAAUGGGCAAGCAUGACUUUCCUUUCUAGAACCUGGCUGCCAAGAGAGUAAACGUGCAGUUGUCCAUCCAUGUUGAGCCUCAGGCCCACAGAUCUCACUUCCCAGCCAGAGACUCACUUAUCAAACCUACUGUCCUACUGAGAGAAGGCAGUAGGACCUAGUGUUCUGAUAGAUGGAAAGCUUAGCCCUUGGGGGGAAGACUUCAUAGCUCAAGCUGGCUUCUAGUUUGAUGAGAUGACAGAAUUGAAAAAGGACUUGUGUCCAUGUACUUUUUGCUAGUGAAUUGGAUCUCCAGAUUCUUCCUCAAAAUUUUUAGGAGCCUUGCUCAGGCAUGGAAAUCUCUUCAUACUGUAUCCUAGAAAGGAGGUACAUGCAUACCUAAUAGGUCCCAGUGCUUUAACAGAUCCUCUACUCAGAGUGCGUAGGAGGAUCGGAAGAAAGAGUCAUAAUGGAGGGAGAUUAUUGGCCCAAAUCCCCAGUGCCAAAGGUCUCUAUCUGUGAUCUUUUUUUUUCUUUUUUUCAUUUUAAAACAUUGGUUUCAGCUUUAAUCAGAGUUAAUAUGGCCAUUUUUAUUUAUACAGCAAUAUUUCAUUUAUUAUUUAAAAUACUUGAAAAGUGCAGUAUGUGUUUAUCUAAGACUUCUAAGUGGUAUUGACUUCAUGUACUGUCACAGUAUUUGAGGAAAGAAAACCGUGUGUGUGUGUGUGUGUGUGUGUGUGUGUGUGUGUGUGUGUGUGUGUUGCUGUUAGUACAUGGUGAGUACUGUCUUGUCACCUCAGAUUGAGGUUGUGCACUUUAUUAAUUGUGUGGUGUUGCAAAUCAACAUGUGUUGCUGUAAAAGCUUGCACAGUGUAUUAUCAGCGUGUCUUCCUCUAUGUGGUAGCUGUAUUGAACUUUGAGAUUACGAAAACUGCAUUUGCAUCCAUUCCUGUCCUUGCCUCUCUUCUCCCUUACCCUCUCACGUGGUCCCAAGCUGUGUGCCCUCUCCAUCAGCUCUUAAAGAGAACAUAACUUCAUCUAAGUCCACCCUAAGAAAUCUCUUUAACAACUGUGUGAUCAAAUACAAAAUGCUUCAUCUCUGAGGCCAGAGAAACCAAUUAUGGAGUGUCAUAGACUGCUGCCAGGACAGGUGUUGACUCUAUGGGGUCUUGGAGAAGGUGCUGCUCCUCAGAACAUGGACAAAGGAUGCACAGGUGUAAAUAUAGUAACAGGACAAAGAAGCAAAAACAUAAAACCAGGUAUCAUCUUGCACGUGCUUUUCUGUUUUCAAGUGCUAAAUGCAAACACUGUGUAUGAAUUAGUUGUGUGUGCAAAGAUCUUGUUGCCAAAUAGUGUUUCUGAAUAAUGUCAACAUUUCCCAAGCUACAUUAACUAAAGACAGAAAAAAAAAAUACAAAUGUGGCAACCUGUUCUUCCUACCAAAUAUAAACUUGUGUAUGGUCAAAGUAUUUUACCUGUGUUUUCUCUCUAAAUCCAAAUAAAUGAGUAAAUGUAGACAUA